This is a messenger RNA of Xyrauchen texanus (razorback sucker), 2563 nucleotides long. Its product is annotated as sodium-dependent lysophosphatidylcholine symporter 1-like. The transcript has 14 exons. Gene Ontology annotation, molecular function: symporter activity. The record is from RefSeq and is a predicted model, not a curated record. Gene Ontology annotation, biological process: carbohydrate transport. Gene Ontology annotation, cellular component: membrane. NCBI's taxonomy places the organism in Eukaryota, Metazoa, Chordata, Actinopteri, Cypriniformes, Catostomidae. Bases 176 to 1609 code for a protein of 477 amino acids.
GAAAAUAAUGGGCAGCUCAUCUACUCGAUUACUGGGGUCGAACGAUGGCCGAGAACAGUGGGAACAUGCUGGACAACCAAACAUAUGAAAAUAUAGUCUGUGCGACGGAAAAUGACAACAAUCAGACGCUCCAGGCAUCCCUUUGUCCAAGAAACUGUGCUAUGCCAUUGGAGGAAUGCCUUAUCAAAUGACUUCAAAUGCCAAGGGCUUCUUCAUGCAGAUCUUUUUGCUGGAUGUUGUGAAGAUGGGGCCCUUUUCUGCAUCCAUCAUUCUCUUCCUUGGUCGAGCUUGGGAUGCCAUUACUGAUCCGCUUAUUGGAUAUGCCGUGAGCAAGAGUGGCCGGACCAGAAUAGGCAAACUCAUUCCCUGGAUUGUGUUCUCAAUGCCAUUUGGGGUCCUAUCCUACAUCAUGCUCUGGUAUACUCCACAAGACACUAUGUCCCCUGCAUUCAGUUUCUCCUGGUACUUCACAUGGUGCUGUCUGUUUGACACCUUCAUGAGUUGCUACCAUGUGCCAUAUUCUUCCCUAAACAUGUUUCUCGGGGGGAAUGAAAGAGAUCGAGACUCGGCCACUGGCUACAGGAUGGGAAUGGAAGUGUUUGCUACACUGGCGGGGGCCACCAUUCAGGGUCAGAUAGUUGGAGUGUACCACGCCAGAAGAUCGCAUGCCUGCAGCUUGCAAAAUGAGACCAAAGUGCCUGCUGGAAACCUCACGGUCUCACUUGACGACAUUUCUGAAACCCUACUGAACACAAGAAGAGCCUAUUUGACUGCUGCACUAGUAUUAGGAAUGCUGUACUUACUGUGCUGUCUUGUGCUUUUUAUUGGAGUGAAGGAGCAAUUGGCUCCUCUAAGUAAAUUGGACCGAAUAAAUAUUUCAUAUUUAACUGGAAUGAAGAUGGUGGUGUGUCACAUUCCAUAUGUGUGGCUUGUAUUUGGCUUCCUCUUUGCUUCACUUGCCUUCCAGAUGGCUCAGGGAAAUUUUGCCUUGUUCUGUACUCAUGCAGCAGAUAUGGGAGCAUAUUUCCAGCACCUUGUUCUCAUAUUACUGACAGCAGCCACAUUGUCCAUUCCAUUAUGGCAGACACUCUUGGUCAAAUUAGGCAAGAAGACCACCAUAUUCAUCGGCCUAUCAUCUUACAUCCCAGCUUUAAUUGUAAUAUCCCUAGUGAGGAAUAAUUUACCCGUCUUCAUCAUUAUGUCUGUGUUAGCUGGCACCAGCCUGUCAGCCCUCUAUCUGCUCCCUUGGUCCAUGUUGCCAGAUGUGGUGGAUGACUUCAAGGUCAAGAAUCCUUCUUGUCAGGAUCUAGAACCGUUGUUUUACUCAUGUUAUGUUUUCUUCAACAAAUUUGGAGGAGGAUUAUCUGUUGGAGUCUCUACAUUGGUACUACAUUUUGUAGGGUACAAACCUGGAGCCUGUAGGCACAAUCCUGAGGUUAUAUACUCACUGCGGAUGCUCUUCGCUCCUGUGCCCAUAUGUCUGCUGCUGGUGGGCAUAGUGAUCUUUUACUUCUAUCCUAUCAAUGAAGAGCGACGACUGCAAAUCCAGAAAGCAUUAAGAAAAGCAGGGGCAGAAAACAGCAUAAAAGAAGAAGAACUGAGCCUGUGAAGUAAUCCGUAUUUCACAUACGGGUUGCACUAUAUUUAUAACAUUUACACAUUCUGCAACUGAAUCAUCAAUCAUGUUUUUUGUUUUUCAUCUCUGUGUAAAGAUUUUGUCUUGUACAGUGUUUUUCAAUCCUUCUCUGUGCAGUUCCUCAACACUGCAUAUUUACGAGUUUUCAAGCCCACCACACCCAAUUUAGGCUAUGGGGCACUCUAUAAAUAAGCUGAUAAAUUGAACGAGGGAGGCUUCCAGUGCAGGGUUUACAAACAGUAAUAGUUACUUAAAGGGGUCAUAUCACGAUAAAUCAAAUUUUCCUUUUAUAUUUUGAUAUACAAAUUUGAUGUACUAUGGAUACAUAACAGUAAUUUUAAGCUGGAAGUCUUCCUUCCCUGUCAAAAAAAGUCCAUCUACUGAGGCUUAAUUGCAAAAAUGGCACAUGUGGAAAACGUUGGCUUUCUGAUGUCAGAAUCCUGAAUACAUGAACAAAUACAAUGACCGCCCACAUUUACACAUAAAUGACGUCUGUUUGGUGGUCUGAAAUUUGGCCACUUGGUCUUGGUGAGGUUAUAAGAAGUACGAUAGAUACUUUUAUUUCUAAACACCAGAAAAACGGUUCCUGGCUCUGUGUUGCAACUGCCGAUUUGCCUAUCCUUCUGACGAAAACCAACAUUAGAAGCGAGCUGACGUCUGUUUUCAAAGCAGAUUGUUUUGUUAACCUGUAUUAUCCUAGGCAAAUGCAGCCUAAGAAGCUGUUAUUGAAGAAUAAUUUCACAUGCCAUGAGAGCAUUUAGAAAUAGAGGGUGAAAAAUUUAAGAAAUUGAAAUUGAGAUUGAGAUGAAGAGGUCAAACGAAUUAAAUUACAUAAUAAAAUGUAUCAUAUGACUCGUUUAUAAAGUAUUUGUAACAGCACUUAUACAACAGUUGUGAUAAUGAUGUGCAAUUGUAUAAAUAAAAACC